Hydra vulgaris (swiftwater hydra) is the source of this 1095-nucleotide messenger RNA. Lineage: Eukaryota; Metazoa; Cnidaria; Hydrozoa; Anthoathecata; Hydridae. The record is from RefSeq and is a predicted model, not a curated record.
AUGUCUGCUGCAAAGUCUGCAGGAAAAGAACUUGCUCCAUCUGCAAUAAAUACUGCUAAAGAUGUUGUAGUAGACAAAGGAAAACAAUUAAUUCUUCUAUAUAAAAAAAUAAAAUGGCAACUUCUAACUUAUAAAGAUAUCGCAACAACAGCAGUAAUAGCUGAAAACCAAGGAUUUGCAAUAAGACAAUCAUACUUAAUUCAGAAACCAACAUACACUACUUGGAGAUUAGGUGUAAAGACAUCUACUGAAAAAACACGAUAUAUAAUUGUUGGAUUUCAAAUGAAUAAGGGUGUAGAUCAAACUGCUAAUCCUACAAUAUUCGAUCAUUGUGACUUGAAAAAUAUGCAAAUCACUAAUGAUGUGCAAAUUAGAGCAACAUUUAAUCAAGUUGUUCCUGUAGGUACUCAAGUAAAUGCUGUCGUAAUAUCUGAUGAAAUGCUUCAAUUUCAAGCAAACGGAAAAAGAAUGAACAUGAAUCAAUAUUUGGAUUCAGAUGAAGAAGAAGAGAUGAUAAUAAGACUAGAAGAAGAAAAGAUGAUAAUAAGGCUUGAAGAAGAAAGAAGAAGAAUAGAAACAGAAGAUGAUUUAUUAUAUUAUUUAGAAAAGGAGAGGCUAGAAGAAAAAGAUAGGCUUGAAGAGAUUUUAAUAGAAGACAAAAGGAUAAUAAGUGAAGGACAAAGUAUUAUAAGAGAAGAUGAGGAAAGAAGACUAGUAGUAGAAGAAGAUAUAGUAAAUUAUUUAGAAGAAGAUGAAGUAGAGAUGAGCAUAGAUGGAAAAAAUAGGAUAGAGAUUUUAAUAGAUGAAUUUAGGAUAAAAAGAGAAGAACAGAGAAUAAGAGCACUAGAAGAAGAAAGAAGAAGAAUAGAAAGAAGACAAGAAGAAAUAUUACAAGAUCAAAUAAGACUAGAUGAAGAAAGAAGACAACUAGAUGAAGAAAGAAGAAAACUAGAUGAAGAAAGAAGACAACUAGAUGAAGAAAGUGAUUCUGUAGAUUUUGGAUAUGAUUCAAAGUGUAACGAAGAAGAUAUAAUACAAGAACAAAUUAUACUAGAACAAAUGAGACUAGAACAAAUGAGACGAAAAGAAGAAUAG